AUGAAUGCUUUAUCGAAUUUACAAAUGGCAAAACCUUUAGAGCACAUCAAGAGACCCAUGAACGCCUUCAUGGUUUGGUCCAGGGGGCAAAGACGCCAGAUGGCACAGGACAACCCGAAGAUGCACAACUCUGAAAUCAGCAAGAGGCUUGGCGCAGAGUGGAAGAGGCUCACGGACGCCGAGAAGCGUCCUUACAUCGACGAGGCGAAGAGGCUGCGUGCUCAGCACAUGAGGGAACACCCGGACUACAAGUACAGACCCAGGCGCAAACCUAAAACUCUUUUCCAGAGGGAGCGCAUCGUAUUCCCGCUGCCUCCCGUGGAGCACUUGAAGGGUUUCUCCGUGGACUCCUUACUCAUUCACAGGGAUAAAACAGCGCCGUUCGUGCAGGCGUCUUCGUCGGCGCUGCUGGACAUAAACACCGGGGCUGUCCAGCGGAUGGCGGAGUUCCAGCACCCUCGGCGCACCUUUGGAUACCACACCGGAGGGGUGGCGGGGUGCCUCGGACAGCUCACCCAGGCGUCACCCGGAAACCCCUGCGUGGUGCCGUGUAACUGUGCGGCCUGGUCUGCCGCCGGUCUGCCGCCCCAAGUGGCUUACAUACUCCUCCCGGGAGGGAUGAGCCAAGCCGCCAUGGACGGGUACUCAUCACCCGGGUCCUGUGCGUAA
Messenger RNA from Entelurus aequoreus (snake pipefish), 669 nucleotides. Its product is annotated as transcription factor Sox-14. The transcript has a single exon. Bases 1 to 669 code for a protein of 222 amino acids. Gene Ontology annotation, molecular function: RNA polymerase II cis-regulatory region sequence-specific DNA binding; DNA-binding transcription factor activity, RNA polymerase II-specific. The record is from RefSeq and is a predicted model, not a curated record. Gene Ontology annotation, biological process: cell differentiation; regulation of DNA-templated transcription; anatomical structure morphogenesis. Lineage: Eukaryota; Metazoa; Chordata; Actinopteri; Syngnathiformes; Syngnathidae.